This is a messenger RNA of Tarenaya hassleriana, 1491 nucleotides long. Its product is annotated as 5' exonuclease Apollo. Gene Ontology annotation, molecular function: 5'-3' DNA exonuclease activity; damaged DNA binding. Lineage: Eukaryota; Viridiplantae; Streptophyta; Magnoliopsida; Brassicales; Cleomaceae. Bases 46 to 1179 code for a protein of 377 amino acids. Gene Ontology annotation, biological process: double-strand break repair via nonhomologous end joining; interstrand cross-link repair; protection from non-homologous end joining at telomere. The record is from RefSeq and is a predicted model, not a curated record. The transcript is spliced from 4 exons.
UAUCCUAGAUUUAGAAGAAGACAUACACACACUCGGUGGUGGGGAAUGGAGAGCGGAUUGAUAUCGGUGGAUCGGUGGAAGAGAGGUAGCGAAGCAUACUUCCUGACUCACAUGCACUCGGACAACACGAGAGGCCUCUGCUCCAAAUGGUCCAAUGGCCCUCUCUUCUGCUCUCCCACCACUGCUUCUCUUUUUCCCUCUCGGUUUCCCGCCUUCGAUCUCUCCUUGAUCCGCGUCGUCACUCUCUCCUCUUGGAUCUCCCUUUCCCUCCGAACUCCUGCGUCCGGCGACGCCUUCACCUUCCACUUCAUGGCCAUUGAUGCUCACCACUGUCCUGGUUCUGUGAUGUUCCUGUUUCGGGGGGAUUUCGGAUGCUUUCUCUACACGGGAGACUUCCGCUGGGACUCGGAGUGUGAUGAUGCCAAGGCCACCCUCGCCGAUGCUAUCAACCACUUUCCCGUCGACGUUCUUUACUUGGAUAACACUUACUGCAAUCCGAUCUACAAUUUCCCUUCCCGUCAUUUGAUUGCCCCUCUGGUUGCUGAUAUAAUCGCCUCGCAUCCUUCCCAUGAUAUCAUCAUUGGAGUCGAUUCUCUAGGCAAAGAAGAAUUGCUCGUUCGCAUUUCACGCAUUCUGAAUACCAAGAUUUGGGUUUGGCCAGAGCGUCUUCACACCAUGCAUCUUCUUGGAUUCAAAGACAUAUUCACAACUGACACCACUCUGACCAGAGUACGGGCUGUUCCUCGUCAGAGUUUUAGCAUUCAGACCCUUGUGGAGCUAAAUACGAUGUGUCCAACUAUUGGCAUCAUGCCAUCUGGCCUCCCAUGGGUGAAGAGAACCUAUGGAGGAGAUGCAAAUCUGUCUGGUUCUCUUAUAACGGCUAGUUAUAAUGCAAGAAAGAAUACAAAUGGCCCCAGGAAAAAAAAUUUGCAGACGGUGCAUAAAUUCCACGAUUACAUGUAUUCAGUCCAGUACUCUGAUCAUUCAUGCUUUGAGGAGAUCGGGGAUUUCAUAAAACUUGUCCAGCCAAAGAGUAUGAAAGGAAUCGUGGCUUCAUCAUCUUGCUACGUUGAUCCUCUGUACUAUUUUGGUCGUAUCUGUGGAACUAGCCAGCCUCCAGAGUUGUUGCUAAUGAGGCCUCAGCAACGCAGAGGAAACAAAGCAAUUCCGAGCUGUUAGGAUAAAGUCGUGAUUAGAUCGGGCAGAUUGAAACGAAUUCAAAAGGGUCAUUCGGCUUUUAAGAGAAACAGGGGAAGGAGGACAGGUGGACGGUUGAAGUGUGCAAAAUUUUCUCUCUGACCUCAUUCUGGUGGAUUGGAAGUGUACCGGUCUCGGUGAUACUUUCAACAUGUCAAUAUCGCACAGGCGGAAAUGUGUUGGGGGUUUUCACCAAAACGAAAAUUCAAAUGAUACAAACACAUAUGCUAUGGUUGGUUCUUUUAUUUUCUUGGUUUUCCGAGAGUUCAAAUAGAUUCUUCAAAACUAUCUAAA